This is a messenger RNA of Cladocopium goreaui, 9786 nucleotides long. The record is from the annotation of a GenBank genome assembly. Lineage: Eukaryota; Dinophyceae; Suessiales; Symbiodiniaceae.
AUGGCGACCUCAGAUCGAACCCCAUGGAAAUGCAGAAUGUGCAAACAGCUCAGAAAACACAGUGCGCAGUAUUGCGUCAACUGCCAGCAACCAUGGCAGAAUGUGAUCGACCACUCCUACAUCCACGGUUCGAAGCAGCCGCAGAAUCAGGAGUACGGGCACUAUCAACAGUCACCAUGGCAACAACAGGACUGGCAAACGCAUUGGCAGACGUCGAAUGCUCGAGGUCGCACACCGUCCCCUCGACAACGACAGAGGCCAAAGAGUGCAAAAGGCAACAAGACUCCAAAGCAGGAGCCACAACAAGGGAUGCCACCUGCUCAGCAGAUGAUGAUGCCCACCAUGGCACCAGCCUACAUGGGAACAAUGCCGCAGAUGCAGCCAAUGUUUCCGAAUCCGUCCAUGCCAUAUCCCAUGCCCAUGAUGCCGGGGAAUUUACCUCCGCUACCACCACCGCCAUCCCAAAACAUGGCCAAGAUGCCGGCGCCAAUGCCGCCGGUUCCAGCCAAUGUGGGAGUGCCAACAGCUCCAACCAUGCCAACGAUGCCGGCACCACCUUUGCCCAAGAUGCCUGCUGUGGCGACAGGAUCAAUGAGCGAGGCAGAUGCCGAAGUGCGUGGCUUGAUGAGCAUGAUGCGAGGACGACAGUCCGAACUCCCGGAAGAUAUGCAGAAGAAAGUCCAGAAAGUCCUGACCAAGUACGGCCAACAAACCUCCACGGAUCUCCAUGCGGCAGUCACGGCUUUAGACAAUGCGAGGCACAACUACGACCAAGCAGUACUCGCCAGAAGCCAGCAUCAUGCCAUGUGGAAAAAGUUCCUGUCCGAUGCGGUUCAGCUCUGGCAAACUUAUGCUGCCCAAUUUAUGGAGCAGGAGAAGAAGCUUCAACACGAAGUGAAUGUCCACAAGGAAACACUCAUCUCCGCAAAGAAGGAUUUGGAGAAUUCCAAGAUGGCCAAGCUGGACUCAGGGGAUGUACAAAACAUCACAUCAGACGAGGAGACCGAGGACCCGGAGAUGUCUGCUGCGGCACAGGCCUCGAUCAAGAUCACGGAGACUAUGGAAGGCUGGUUGAGUAUGACUACAAAGUAUGCCAACCUGAAGCCCAUUGCCAAUGACUUCAACAUGAUCCCAGGUGAUGUUGCCGUCCUCAAGUGGUCCCACAGCAUUGUCGAUGAGCCCAAUUUUGUCAGUGAGUAUGCGGCCAUUGAAAAUGCAAGGUCUUUGGCCUUGGACUUGGGAUCCUAUGACGGACUACAUCAAGGCACUAUGAGAGCAAGAAGCACAUCCACAUGGGCACCAUCAUCACGCAAGAGCUUGGGUUUUGCUCCUGACGUUGACGUUCUGAUGGGUCCUAUGAAUGUCCUCACAAUGUACAAGGCCACAGUUCCAGAGUUUUGCAUUGGAAGUGGAUCCAUGCCUUGGAGCGCAGGUUUACUCAGGGGAGGCUCCUACGACAUCCGAUGGCGUGAAGAAUCGUCACCUUCUGACAUCUCAACAUGGUCUUGUCCCCGUGAUGCCACCGAAGCCACGACCAGUGUGUUCCCAGAUUCUGGUCCUGCUUCCAAUCUUCCGACAACAGGACAUGGAGUUCAUCAUGGUCCUGAAGCACAACCAGCAUGGUUCCAAGAUAUUUUUCAACUUCUUGCACAAGAAGGCACUGUUGAAGAUGAAGAAGAGGGUCCAACCAUCAUGGUCAGCUCCUACUUCAUCAACCAUCAGACGCAUCGUUUCCACGAUGAGCCGAGAAUUUUGCGUUUUGAUAUGGAAUGGCAAGAGUGGCACAAUGACAUCAAAUUCAUUUGGGAAGACUUGGUGGACAACAAUGCGCCUUUGGAAGUUGCACUUGUUCGCCCGCAGCCACCAAGCUUCCCCUUCAGAGCCACGAUUGCGACAGUCAUUGUUCAUCAACAUAUGAGUCCUGAACGGGCAGCAUGUCUCAUAACAGCUGUGCAUACCAUGGACCCUACGACAACGUUCCACGACACAGCUCAUUCUGUUGAACUACGUCUUUCUCCUGCACGAGUGCUUCAAUUGGCCAGCGUGGAUCAAAUCUGUGCUCAACGAGAACAACAAGGAGAUGACAUUACAAUUCCUGAAGAAGACCAUCCACGGCCUGCAUCGUCAUCAACUCCGGACAAUGCACCUGAAGAUGAAGUCUCCUUCAUGGGAAAAAGACCAAAGCCAUCUCAUUCAAGAGCGCCCAUUGAAGUGUCCUCAACCUCCUCAACUCCAUCAUCAACAAUGUCGAGCUCUGAUUGGAGAAGAACGGUCAUCUUUACCAUGGACAGCACAUCAACAUCUGCGAUGCUCCCAUGGCAUGAUCAAGACGCUCUUUUUGAGCACUUGGCCAUCACUUUGGACACCAGCAAGAAUGAGAUCCUGAGAGUCAUUGCGGUGCUGCAGAGACCCCAGGACUACGUCCAAGUAGAUCUCCACUGCUUAUUAUUGCAGAAACGAACUGAAUUUAGACCCACGCCUUUUGUACGCCUGGUCUUGGUUGACAGAGAGUUACAUAUUGCUCAAGGUGUCCAACCAACGCCCUUCAGACGCUUUGUGGCAUGGGUCCCGUACAUCACCACACGCUUUGGUCUUUUGCAAGAGCUGGGAAUGGGCACGCUAUGCCAUGAUCAGGAACAGCUCUGUCACGUUUGGCGGAACAAUCUUGCACUGGAUCGACAGUCCAAUUUGGACAUCCACAUCUCCGACGGUGACUACAUCAAAAUCUUUGCAGGCGAGCUUGAGAACCCGGAGACGUGCUUGUCUGAUUUGGAAAUUGACAUCAAUGACACUGAGGGAUCACUCCAUGAUGAGGAAGAAUCAGAGGAAAGUGAACUCUUCCAAACAGCCAUGUGUCAAUUGCAACAUGAUUGCUCACGUGCUCUUCAAACGUUGAAGCCAGACAUGUACAAAACUGCACCUUCUCAUGUCACCACGGUCAACCUGCUUGGGGAUACACCUUCGAAUGGAAGAGCGGAUCCACCAGAAAGGCCCUCUCAAGAUUUUCAUCGUGGUGACCUUGAGCGAUUCAUCUCCCUUUUUGAACGUGAAGCCCUCAUUGAAUGUAGUGAUGAAGGACUCAUUGCCUAUGUUGACACAUGGUACAUACAUCACCAGCGUCAAGGACUAUGUCGUGAUGCACGUCCCAUUCGACUUGGUGCAGAUCCAAAUCAAUGGAAGCAAGAAGUGUUAGCACUAUGGGAGGACACCAUUGAUCCAAUGAUUGCCACUACAAUUCAUUUGGUCCGACCAUCGCCACCGUGUGCCAUGACAGAAUGUGUUCUUGCUCAUUUGAUCCUGGAACAAUCCCAAAGACCAGAACAUGGAGUUGGACUGAUCACUGUCUAUACGGCCACUGCACGGGGCGACAGCACACAACACGUUGCACAUUCCCUGCCGAACAUCAUGACUGCCCAGAUGGUGCUCCGGACAGCAGAGAUGCAUUUGGUCUGCCAAUCACGACUAUGCUCUAUCACAUUGGGAGAUUUACCUUUUGCAAUGCAUGAUUGGGAAGAAGUACCACGUGCUGCAGGGCUGGUCAUCAAGAUCCGGCCACUACUCCUUUUUCAAGCUGACGAGGACCACACAGACUUCAUGCAGCGCACUAGCACACGAUGGCGACGAGCCCAGUUGCCCAGCGAUGGACUCAACUCGUCUUCAUCUGUGCAUAGAUGUACCCAGGGAGAUUUCCAAUUCAAUCCUGCAGCUCCAGCUUUCGACCCGGCAGUUGUGACGCCAACUCCGCCAAACAAUGAUGCAGAGACGGCGGCACAUGUGCUUUUGAUACAAAGGCCCCAUGAUGUUUUUGCCACGAUCUUGACCACAGUCCUGGAUGUGACGCAACCAGCUGACCUACCCUGUGAAGAAUCUCCUCCAGAAGAGGACCUGGUCGGACAAGGCACGGUCAUCGUCUAUGUCCAUUGGCCUCCAACUUUUCGUUCUGCCUCUCAACUGCCCACAUUUGUGGAAGUUGAGGCCCCCGGAUAUCCAAUUGCUGUGCAACGAGAGUUGAGAUGCUGGGGAUAUGAAGGAGAAGCCUAUCAAUGUGGACAACAUGAUGCAGUCUAUUUCAAUCCCAGAGUCUAUCAUGGCCAACAGAUGCAUAUCUACUGCAAUCAAGAUGUCACGCAGCCAAAUGGAAUACAUGUGCAACAUGGACCUGCUGCGGAAGACGAUCUUGUGCACAUGAAAGUUCUCAGCAAGAAGGGCUAUCGCAAAGCUGUCAUUGUGGAGCGCGACAUUGUCACUUCAUGCAUCGUGAUGCUUCACUUUCGCAAUGUUGAGCCGCAACAUGACCCAGGACCACAGAUGGAUCGGACGCCGACACCAUGGCCGCAGAAGCAACCUCUCCAAGUCAACAUGACGCUACCUUACUCCACACCAAAGGCUGAACGACCAGAGACUGAUUUUCUUCUUGCGUUUGAUUGUGAUGAGCUCCACAGGUUUUUCACAGCAAAGCCACUGCAGAUGAUUCAGGACAUCACGCCAUACGAUGUACCAGAAUUCAUUCAACAGGCUGUACAAAAAUGCAAGCCUCUGGAUCGACAUGAUCGCAUUGUCAUCUAUACUGAUGGUUCCUCACAGAGUCGAAGGAGACACCAAUCCCCCUUGUGGACUGAUCUCCAUGACGUGAGUGACGCCUGGUGUUUGGCCGUGUUUGCAGAGAAAUAUGACACGACAGAGACCGUUGAGGAGCCACAACUAGAGUUCAUCGGAUUGACAUGCCAGCAGAUCCUCUAUGAAAUCGAGAUCUUCCAGAUUUAUGUGAUGGUGGACUUGCUCUACUACCACCGGACCUUCCACCGAACACAACAGAACCGGCUCAGAGAUGCUCAAGGUCGACAGCCUCCAAGAUUGACAUUUCCCUCAGUUUUGCAACUGCGAAUGUGCGUACGUUCUACCGAGGCGAAGAGGGAAGUUUUGCGACUUGCUGGAGGAGAUUGUCAAGGACAACAUGGUGUCGAAUUGUGGAUUAACCUUGCACAGCCUUAUGGAUGGUGUCGAGGCAAACCACAAUACCUUGCCCGCUCUCAUGUUGUGGUGACACAUGCUGACCCACGCUACAUCAUUGUACAUGUCCAGAAUGAUCAUCUCGAUUUCUGGAUUGCAGUGAUCUAUGCGCCACAGAGUGGCAUCCCACUUUCUGAACGUGAAAAAUGGUGGCACAACCUCACAACGCUCCUCCAUGCGGUUGUUGGAGAAUCAGAUUUGGUCCUCUUAGCUGAUGCCAAUGCUGCAAGUGGACGUAAUGAUGGAUGCCAUGUCUUUCAAAACGAUGACUCAACAACAAGCGGCACGAGCUGCCUGCGAGAACUACUUUCAACACAAAACCUUUGUCUUCCAGCCACCAGCCAUUGUCAUCAAGGAGAACAUGAAACCUGGGUUUGCCCCGCAACAGGGCGAGGCCACCGCAUUGACUAUGUUGCCAUACCAGUGUCAUGGUUCCCGUCCUGCACACUGUCAAGAACUAUCCCAGACUUAGAUCUGGGCAAUGCAGGUGACCACACUGCGGUAGGGCUGGAAGUACAAUGGAGGUGCUUCACACAGUACACUCCCUCACAGAGACCUUCAACCAGAUUCUAUGAUCGAGGCGAUGUCCUUCGUAGCAAUCUGCAGGAUUUGCUCCUUGACUACAAACCACCGGCGUGGUCCACGGACAUUGCCACCCAAGUUGAACAUUGCAACAAGCAUUUGCAGCACGUUAUGAGCAGCUCAUGUCCGCAGCGUCAACAGGGCCCGAAGAAGCCUUUCAUCACAGAUGAGAUAUGGCAACUUCGAACACAAAAACUUCGUGCUGGCAGGCAACUUCGACAGCUACGCCGUAUUCAAGUACGUGAACUGCUGGCCCAAACUUUCAUUCUCUGGAAGGGUUCAUCGAAGGAGCGACCGGGUGCAGCUUUCCAUGUUUCUGUACGAUGUGCACAACUGAAACAUGGUGUGUAUUACCAGCUCACCAAUGCUGAACUACGGCAGAGCCUGCGUCGGGCCAGGAAAUUGGCAUUGCAACAAGCGAUUGAGGAGAUCCCUGAGGAUGCCCAUGCAGGCCUCAUUCUGCAGACUCUCAAGCCGCUUGUGGGACCAACCAACAUCAAGCACAAGCGUGUCUCGCCACUACCGAUUGUACAUGAUGCUGAUGGGCGACCAUGUCAAACCCCACAGGAGCUCAUUGACCGAUGGGCCAACUUCUUUGGUGCAAUGGAAGGCGGCACGAGGAUGGACCAGACCGACCUGUGGAACAUUUGGCGGAAGAAUCUGGAGAACUUCAUGCCCCAGAGCCUUCAUCUGCGUCCAGAAGAUGUUCCCACUUUGGUGGAUUUAGAACGAGCCUACCGCAGGGUAUGUGCAGGCAAGGCUAUUGGAGCAGACGAUGUUCCGCCGGAACUAUGUCAUGGUCACCCGGCUGCCCUGGCCCGUUUGACCUACACCCAGAUGCUCAAACUGGUAGCCCAUGGGCAGGAGGCACUCAUCCAUAAAGGAGGCCUCCUGGUCUCUGCCUGGAAGAAGAAAGGAGCACAACAUGACUGCAGCUCCUAUCGGUCACUGCUCAUUAGCUCCCACGUGGGCAAAACACUUCACAGAGCACUUCGUGAGACGCAAUCAAGUAUCUAUGAACAAUUUCUGCAAAAGAGCCAGAUUGGUGGACGAAAACGAGUACCAGUUGGCCUUGGAGUUCAUCAUGUUCGAGCAUCUCUUAGACGUGCCAAACAAAACCAUGCAUCAUCAGCUCUAAUCUUUCUUGAUCUACAAGAAGCAUUCUAUCGAGUUCUUCGACCUUUAGCAGUAGGCGGCUCCAUCAGUGAUGACAUCCUUGGCCAGAUUGCUUGCCGGCUUCAUUUGGAUCAACAUGUAUUACAUGACCUCCAUGACCUCAUGAGCCUUCCAGCAGCCACACAGCUAGCAGGUCUUCCCAAUCACCUGCAGACAGCCCUUUUGGCCCUCCACACUGACACCCAUUUCUGGGUAGCUGGACAGACAGACUGCAUACGUACAGCAGUUGGUACACGCCCAGGUGAUCCCUUCGCAGACGUGGUGUUCGGGUACAUGUUUGCCAGAAUUUUGAAGAAUGUGGAGGCACAGAUGAUCGAGGCUGACCUGAUAGAAGUUUUCCUUUCAGCGCCCACAGCUGGCCUAUUCCCUUCAGCACAAGAACAGGAGGCUCAACUCUAUAUGGGGCCCACUUGGAUGGAUGACCUCUGCAUCACCCUCUCAGCAGCAUCAGCGAAUGCGAUUGAGUCCAAAGCCGGCAUCGCUUGUGGCAUUUUACUCGAUGUAUGCCGCAGCCAUGGUGUCACGCCCAAUUUACAAAAGGGCAAAAGUGAGAUCCUGUUUGCCUUCAGAGGUCGAGGAGCACGUGCCCAAAGACAGAAGUACUUUGGUCCCCACAGUACAGGCAAGAUGAAUGUCCUGACUGAAGGGACCACGCAAGAGAUCUCUGUUGUUGGUCAAUACCAGCAUUUGGGAGGGAUCGUCCACCACAGUGGCGAGACGAGACAGGAGAUGCGCAAGAGAAUUGCCCAAGGACAUGCAGCUUUCAACUUACAUCGCAAGACGUUAUUUCAAAAUCCAAGUCUCUCACAGGCGAAGCGAGGAGAGCUGUUCCAGACUUUGGUGGUCAGUAAAAUCACCUAUGGUACUGAGUCCUGGACCCUCAUGGACAAGGCCAACAAGCACUUCUUUCACAGUGCAUACAUGCGGCUUUACAGACGUGUUCUGAAGCUUCCGCAUGAUCAACAGAUCACUGAUGAAGAGUUGAUGACACAACUUCGUUUGCCAUCACCCUCGACAGUGCUACGUGUGGCCCGACUGAGAUACCUGGCGCUUCUCUACAAGUGUGAAGAGGUCACCCCAUGGGCAGUGAUCAGAGAAGACACCGCUUGGAAGAUCCUCAUUGAGAAUGAUCUCCAAUGGCUAUGGAGUCUGGUGCGCUCUACCACACGCCUACCUGAUCCUCAGGAGUCUUUUGGUGCUUGGGAGAAUGUGCUCCGCUACCAUCGCACCUAUUGGAAGCGAAUCCUGCAGAGAGCAGUGCGUUUGGAAAUUCUUCAUGUGGAAGAUCAGCUAUUGCUACAACGACUUCAUCAAGCAGCUUUUCAGUUUUUGGAGGAGCUUAGCCCCUUCAUCUACAGGCCGCAGAUUUUUCAGCCGGCUCCAGAACAAGCUGAGGAAGUUUUUGGAUGUAUGCAAUGUUGCAAAAGAUUCCGCAGUCAUGGUGGAGAAGGCGCACACCUCUGCCGAUCCCAUGGCAUAGUCGCCCCCAUUCGCUGGCACUAUGCGGACACUACUUGCCCAGCAUGUUUAAAGGCCUAUCACACCUUUGACAAGCUCCAGCAGCAUCUACGACACAACCGAAGCUGCCGACAAUUGGUUCAAGGUAACCGACGACAUUCAGUUCCGGCACCUGGUAUGGGCUCUAUUCAGAACCAAGCACUCAUCCAGCAACACGAUGGACUUGCGCCACCAACACAGGCACAAGGACCUCAUGAUGAGCGCAGACGUCCGCAAAUGGAUGAGCUGUAUCAUUGGGACCUGUAUGAGAGCAUUGUCACAGCCUGCUUUGAUCAACAAGAUCAUCCUGACCGAGACCUCUUCACCUACCUGCAGGAGAAGAUCAUGGAGCAUGCCAUUGGAUGGACACAGACGAAGCAGACGCUCUGCUACAUCCUGAACAAUUUGACCGAGGAGGACGCUAUGUUGGCACACCUUGACCUCACCUAUUGGCAAUUGCUCCUACAGCGUUUGGGAGACUAUCGACAGUGGUCCUUCUUGCGAGAAGACAUUGCCGAGGAGGCGACCGCCCACAAUCUCAAACUUGAGCACUACGAGCAGUGGUGCCAAGAAUUGUGCACGCAUGAUCAGCCUCGGGUGCCACGAGAUCACAUUCCUCGUGUGCACUUCCAAGAACGAGUGAUAGUGCAUGCCUACUCAGGUAGGCGUCGCCACGGAGAUUUCCAGUGGUUCCUCGAGAAGAUCGCAGAGAAAAAGGAGCUGAACCUUCUCUACGUGGUCUCCCUUGAUCUGGUGAUCGAUCCUGAAUGGGGCGAUAUCGGCCGACCAGAGACAUAUUCCUUCUGGACGCAUGCGAUUCGCUCCGGCUACGUUCAAGGAGUUCUAGGAGGACCUCCCUGCUGCACAUGGUCUGCCGCGCGUGGCAAGGUCGACCACUCAAUGAUGAGGCAGGGACGAACUGGUCCACGCCCAAUCAGAUCCGCUCAGGAACUCUGGGGAUUUUGGUCACUCUCUCUGAAAGAGAAACGACAAAUUCUGGACGGCCAUAGACUGUUAGCCUUCAGUCUCCUCUGCAUGAUCCUUUUAGAUCAAGUUGAUGGUGCCGGCAUUUUGGAGCAUCCAUCAGAACCAGCAGAUCCAGACAGUCCCAGCAUAUGGAAGCUGCCGCUGAUUGACCUGCUCUUGAAGCUCCCGGGCUUUGAAAAGAUCGUCUUUGCGCAGGGUCUCUUGGGUGCUGAUAGUGCCAAGGGCACUUCGCUCUUGGUGCUCAACUUGCCGGGACUUCCUCUUGAGCUGCGCCGCCAUGCAAUCAGUGCUGAGUUGCCGCGUGGGCGUUCCAUCGGCCUGGAUGCACAAGGCAACUUCAAGACCUCAGUCUUGAAGGAAUAUCCACCGGCCCUGUGUAGCGCUUUGGCUACCAGUUUUGCCGAUUUUUUGCAUGACAGAAAUUUUUCACAGGUGACGGAAAGGCACUCCCUUCCAGCGGACGUCAAAACACGUUUGACGAAGAUGGUGAGCCAUAACUUUGGCACCUCCAUUGGUCCGGACUGUGUAAAGUAA